AGUAUGGCGACUAUCUGGAAGGCAUUGCCCGUUUCCUGGCUGAGCUAAUUCUGCUGGAUUUCUUCUUCAGAGAAGUCCAUUCGAUUCCUGCAAUAGACAUGGAAUCCUCUCCAACAAUAGAAGAGUUAAAAAAACACAUCUGUGAUUUGGAGGAAAGCAAGAAGUGUCUCAGAGCAGAGAAAGAGCAAAUGGAGCAAGACUUUGGGAUGAAGAGAGCUAAGUUCCGUGAGCUUUACCUGCACAAAGAAGAGCAAUUGAAUAAGGAGUCAGAGGCCUUGAUGAAGAGUCAGGCGGAGGAACAGCGUUUGCAGAAAGAAGUACAGCGGCUACAGAGUGAACUGGAUGAUGCCAAGAGUCAGGUCACCAUUGCCCAGUGCACACUUGAGAAUGUAGAAGUUGAAAAUCACAGAUGGCAGGAGGAGGUGGCAACACUUCGGCGAGUUCUCUCUGAUGUGGAGGAGGAGAAGCUCAACAUUCAGCAAGCUCUAGAGCACAAGAAGGACAAGAACCAGAAACUGAAUGUGGAACUGUCACGACUACGUCGCCUGAUCAAGCCAGACCAAGAUGCUGGGGAGAGCAUUCUGGCCUCCUUAAAGAAACGAGUUGGAGCCAUUGCAGCUGGAGAGAUAAGCAUAAACCCUCCUCAAUCAACCUCAACCUCCAUUGGCUCAUCAUCUGAUCCUGGUUCUUUAGAGAAUCUUGAAGACAGCAUGAGAAGGGCCCAAGAGGAGCAGCAGGUGUUGCAGAACAUUGUGGCUCCCCUGGAGGAAGAAAUCCUCGUAUUGAAGGACAAGCUGAGGCUGACAGAUGAGCAGCUCCAGGCUUAUGAGCAGUGUCAGGCUGAUGUGGUCAAUGGCUCCAAGGAACUUGCCACUCUCGUUCAGGAGAGCAAGAACUUUGAGUCUCUACUUCAGGAGAUUUCUUUGCGGCUGGAAGAGCUUUUGAAGCGAAAAGACCUACAGUCCACUCCUCUGGCACUAUAUUUUGGAGUUCUCAACUUCCAGAAGACAAUGUACCUCAGCGAAAUUCGACGACUUAGGAAGCAGGUGAAGGAUGCAUAUCGAGGAUUCAGCACUGAUUCUCAACUCCUGACCAAGCUCCAACUCAUGCAUUCUCUCCUCACAAAGGAACAACUGGUGCAAUUUGAAGAAUUGACUAAAGGAGGAUAUUCUGGAGAGUACCUGAGGCUAGGUGGUUGUGAAGACACUUCUCCUUCAAGGUCUUUGGAUGAGGAUGCUUAUAAAAUGAGAGAGGAAGUUCAGCAUGGGAUCAGGGAUGAGAGUGCCAGUUUGAGACUGUCUUCUCUGGACACAUCUGGCCCACAAGGCUCUGUGGACACAGAUGAAGGUCACUCAGAUGAGCCAAGCAGUGAACGUGAUAGUAGCCUUUUCAAUCAUCAAGAUUCUGGCAAUACCCAAAUUACAGAGGAAUCAGAGUGCCAGCAGUUACAAGAUGAGGCCUCACUGAGAACACAGAACCUCAUCCUACCAUCAUUCACAGCCAUAGAACUGGAACAGCAGCUCUGUGCUUCCCGCAAGGAAGCGGCAGAUGCACACAAGCAAAUAUCCUUACUUGAGCAGAAGCUCUCUCGCUACAAGGAGGACCUUGAUCGAGAAGCACAUUACCGGCGAGAGGAUGAGGACAAAUGGUCUGAGCUGUCAAAGAAUUACGAAGCACAGCUGAGCCAACUGCAGAAGAGGCUCGAAGAACGAGAACGCAUCUUUGAAGACCUGCGGGGACUCUGUGAGCAGACCAAAACCAUGGCUCUGGAACGCUUCAAGCAGCUUACCUUGAACCGACAAGAGGUUCAGGAUGAGAUCAAUAGAUUGGAAGCAGAGAAUGAGAUGCUGAUGGGGAAAUACAAAGUGCACACCCAGGCAUUGCAUCGGGACCUGCCUUCUGUGCCAAACACACUUGAGGAGAUGCAGCAGGUGCUGCAUCAUCUGCGUGAAGAACUCAUUAGGAACCGUGUGGCCAAGGAGCAUCUAGAGGAGAGCCUUCGCUCCGAGAUCCUCUUCCUCAAAGAUCAGAUUAGUGCUGAGCAGAGUGAAAAGGAAAGCCUUGAGAUCUCCUACAACACCGAGAUCUCAGAACUCAAAGAGCAGGUGGGUAUUAUGCAGACGAUCCAGGCGCAACUGGAGAAGGAGGAGUCUCUGAGGGUUGAGUUUGAAGAAAAGCACUCUGGUUGCAAGAAGGAGUUGGAUGAAAUCCGAGCCAGGAGCCUUGUCCUUGAGGCCAGUGUCAAGGACCUUUCUUCACUAAAAGAGCAGUUGGAGAAAGAGGUGACCCAUCUGUGGAGCCGGGUGUCGACGCUGCAGCAGGAGGUGGAGAACUCCGAGGCGAACCAGCGCGACUUCGUGAGGCUGACUCAAAGCCUCCAAGUGGAGCUCGAGGGGAUACGUCAGGGAGAAAACGAAGUGAGGUGGCAGCACGAGGAGGACGUGAACCAUUGCCCUCGCUGCUCUCGUCCCUUCACUGCUAUUCUCCGCAAGCACCAUUGCCGGCACUGCGGGAAGAUCUACUGCAGCGAGUGCACUUCGCAGACGGUGGGAAGCGGCCCGCACGGACGACCCUCGCGAGUCUGCGACGUCUGCCACACCAUCCUCGUCCGGGACUCCGCUCCUUACUUCUCGAGGCACGCCCCGAAUCUUCCCGAAUGACACGGAUCUCAUCCAUUCUCUCCGUCUACCUGUGAUCGGCUGUUUGAAUCUAUCCGAAAAGUACGAGCAUACCGGUAAUCUUAUAUUCCGUGUCGAGUUUUGCACCUGGCUUCUGUCGUGAUGCAUUCUGGCCAAACCAAAGCAUUCACUUUUUUUUUGGGAGAC
Molecule: messenger RNA, 2825 nt
Organism: Darwinula stevensoni
Lineage: Eukaryota; Metazoa; Arthropoda; Ostracoda; Podocopida; Darwinulidae
Source: the annotation of a GenBank genome assembly